Molecule: messenger RNA, 1461 nt
Organism: Ipomoea nil (Japanese morning glory)
Lineage: Eukaryota; Viridiplantae; Streptophyta; Magnoliopsida; Solanales; Convolvulaceae
Exons: 9
Coding region: 151-1071 (306 amino acids)
Biological process (GO): CAAX-box protein processing
Cellular component (GO): membrane
Molecular function (GO): metalloendopeptidase activity
Source: RefSeq, a predicted model, not a curated record
CUAACUUUUGUGCGGUGGUGGUUAAGAACCAACAUAACUUCUGCUGUUAAAUGAAUUUGAAGGCCAUAUCCAACGACUCUUAACUGAGAUGGAUACCUUCAAAUAGUUCCCCAAUUAAGCUAUUUGGUUGCGUUAUCGUUGAUUUCAUUGAUGGAUUUGGUUACUAUGAAUUCUUGCUGGAAGUUGAAGUCUUCUGCUUUUACAUUCCUCACUGAUUCUAGCGCUUCAUGUUUCAAAUUUUGUGCCUCUUGUUAUUCACCAGGGCUCAUCCCCAGUUUAUUGCACAGUAGAUAUAGUAGAGCUGAUAUUAGAGCUUUCGCAAGUCCAGUCAAGAAAUCAAGAAUAAAACGCAGAAAAAUAAAAGAGAACACUACAUUACCCGAGAAACUUGUGGUGGAUGAUUGUAACAUAGAGGAUGAGUUGCAAGACAAAAAUGGCACACCCACUUCAGAUGUAGGGGAGGUUGAGAAUUCUCAAACACUCCCAUCUAGGACCUCUGUGCUUCAAGCAUGCACUAUUACCUCUGGUUUAAUAUGCCUUUUGGGUUUUCUCAUUCGUCAGGCCUCUCAUUUUGCAUCAACAGAAGGAUUGCCAGUUGCAGACUGCUCUGUUGAAAUUUCUUGGGAUUUUCAGAUGUGGCAUCUUGAGUUGAUUACUGGGCUGGUUAUAAUAGUAUCCUCAUGCCGAUAUUUACUGUUGAAAACUUGGCCAGAUUUUGCUGAAUCCAGUGAAGCAGCAAAUAGACAGGUUCUUACUUCUCUUGAACCUUUGGAUUACAUUGUCGUGUCGUUUCUUCCUGGAGUUAGUGAGGAGUUUCUUUUCCGUGGUGCACUUUUGCCUCUCUUUGGUGCCAAAUGGCCAAGUGCUCUGGCCGUUGCUGCAGUCUUUGGAAUAUUGCACUUGGGCAGCGGCCGAAAAUAUUCAUUUGCAAUCUGGGCGACAUUUGUGGGGCUUGCCUAUGGCUAUGCUACAAUUUCAACAUCAAGCAUUAUUGUGCCAAUGGCUGCUCACGCUCUGAAUAACUUGAUCGGAGGCAUCUUAUGGCGCUAUACAUCAAGUUCUUCGAAAUAGAUUGGUUUGGCCUAACGAGAAUCUGUUGGAAUCACGACCCUCGAAUUUAGCAAGGUUUGGCCUAACGAGAAUCUGUUGGAAUCACAACCCUCGAAUUUAGCAUGAGCCUAUACUCGUAACUUGAUCAAGUGGAAUGCAUUCUCUGAUACAUAAACUUGCCUCCACUCUAGUGUAUCAGUUUGGAGCUCGGCCCUGGCUUUCAAGUAUUAUUCUCCUUACUGCCAUAUAGCUUGUGUAUACUUGUAGUUUUUGUAUUUGAUUAAUACUUAAAGUGCUGUUAUUCUCAGAUUUUCUCAAUGUUGCUGCUUAUAAUUUUAUCCAACUCUAGUCAACUUCUGACUGGCAAGGAGUGAAGCUUCAGCUAUGGAUUCCAUGGGGAGAAUCUCCUUG